CAGAAAAUCAGGCUUAUUUUUCUAUGCUUGAGGAGCCUCAUAUUAUUUUGUGCAUACGUAUGAUUAAUGUUCGUUAAACAAAUUAAAUAAAUAAAUAAAUAUAAAAUAAAAAAGAAAAAUAAAAAAUGAGGAAAUAAAAAAAUAAGUCUACAAGCCAGAAUAAAAAUGAAACGCAUAAAGUACGAUUAAUGAAACAAAAUAAGAUUGAAAAGAGUCAUAAAGCUUUAAACCACAUGGGUCGGUCAGAAAAAUACGGUCUCAAAAUGAGUGAACACGAAUCUGUGUAUGGGACAACAUUAUCUCAGGAGUCAAUGAAAGUUAUUGCUGAAAGUAUUGGUAUUGGUAAUUUACCCGAUGAAGCUGCAAAAGAUCUGGCAGAAGAUGUGAGCUAUAAGCUUAAAGAAAUUAUACAGGAUGCGGCAAAAUUUAUGCGUCAUGGAAAACGUCAACGAAUGUCAACUCAAGAUAUUGAUCAUGCUUUGAAAAUUAAAAAUAUCGAGCCAACUUAUGGAUUUUUUGCCAAGGAUCAUAUUCCCUUUCGAUUUGCAUCUGGCGGUGGUCGUGAAUUACAUUUUGUUGAGGAGAAGGAAAUUGAUUUAAAUGAAGUGCUAUCUACCUCGGGCGGUCAAAGUUGGCCUAAAUUACCUUUAGAAGUAACUUUACGAUCUCAUUGGCUUUGUAUAGAUGGAAUACAACCGACUAUUCCUGAGAAUCCACCUCCUGUUUCUAAAGAUAUUCAAAAAUUGGAAAGUGUCGAUCCAACAAGAAAGUUGACCAAUACAAAUCAAAAUACAGGUGUUGGAAAACCUGGUGGUGGUGGAAAAAGUCAAAAACUACGAAAUGUUGAAACUGUUCAUGUGAAACAAUUAGCAACUCAUGAAUUGAGUGUGGAACAACAAUUGUAUUAUAAAGAAAUAACAGAAGCUUGCGUUGGUUCCGAUGAAGCACGUCGAGCUGAAGCAUUACAAUCGCUUUCAGCUGAUCCUGGCUUACAUGAAAUGUUAGCACGAAUGUGCACAUUUAUUGCCGAAGGUGUUCGAGUUAAUGUAGUGCAAAACAAUCUCGCUAUUUUAAUUUAUCUUAUGCGUAUGGUUAAAGCGCUACUCGACAAUCAAAGUCUUUAUCUAGAAAAAUAUCUCCACGAACUCAUUCCAUCGGUCGCAACUUGUAUAGUAACAAAACAACUUUGUAUGAGACCCGAAAUGGAUAAUCAUUGGGCACUUAGAGACUUCGCGUCUCGUUUAAUGGCACAAAUAUGCAAAAAUUUCAACACCUCAACAAAUAAUGUUCAAACUAGAGUAACUCGUAUGUUUAGUCAAGCAUUGACAAAAAGUAAUCAGACACCAUUGGCUUCAUUGUAUGGUGCAAUUGACGGUCUUUGUGAACUAGGACCAGAAGUGGUGAAAGCAUUGGUUAUACCUAAAAUCAAAACCAUUUCAGAACGAAUUGAAGCGAGUAUUGAUGGCAUUGGACUUUCAACUAUCGAUAAAAAUGCUGCCGGUCAUAUUAAAACUUUAUUAGUUAAAUCGGUAGCUCCUGUAUUGAAAACAAUUCGACCGCCGCCAGAUUUUGUUGAAGAAUAUAAACAAGAUUUCGGCUAUCUUGGACCGUCUUUGUGUGCCGCUGUUGCCAAAGCGAGAACGCAACCAACUACAAUUGUAACAACACCUUCAACAACUGCGUUAACAACUAAUCAACAGCAAAAUACAAUUAGCACUGGAAAAACAAUUAUUCAAACAGAACAUAUAGCAGUAUCUAAUCCAAGUCCUGCAACGCCUCAAGCGAAUCGUACAAUUAUGUUGAAUCCUAGUCGAAGCGCUGGACCUUCGUCAACUGGUAAAUACGUAAUUUUGCAAUCUCGGCAAUCUUCAACUUCGCAGGGAUUAAGUUCGAAUGCACCUACAACACCGCAGCAAGUGACACAACAGCAACAACCGCAACAGGUGAAAAUUACUCAAGGAACUCCUGUACAACAAAAACCGCAUUUGCCUUCUCCUGGAACUAAAUUGGUGGUCGUUUGUAUGCCUGGUACCAGUCAUAACGUCACAUCUACUGUAACACAGGCGGCGAUAACAUCAAAGUCGCAAGUUUUUGUUGCUUCAAAUGUCGAGCAAAUUCACAAUCCAAUGGAUGAUCAUUCUUUUCAAUAAUACGAUCGACCAUAAUAAAUGUUAAAGAAUUUAUAAAAGCUUUGGCUUUUUUUUUUAGUUUAUAUUUACUUCUGAUCAUUUAAAUGUUUUACACGGAAUAUUUGUAUAAAAUUCUAUUUGUUGUAGAAGCGAAAAUUGGUUUUUGUCUCCUUUUUUUUUGUACAUACAAAGUAAGAAAUCGUAAAAAAAAAGUUUAGUUAAAUUAAAUUUUUUACGAUAAUAACAAUAAUUAAUUAGUAUAAAACUAAUAUUUAGUACAAUUUCUAAUAAAAAAUCUUUU
This is a messenger RNA of Leptopilina boulardi, 2430 nucleotides long. Its product is annotated as transcription initiation factor TFIID subunit 6-like. Gene Ontology annotation, molecular function: RNA polymerase II general transcription initiation factor activity; protein heterodimerization activity; transcription coactivator activity. Gene Ontology annotation, biological process: RNA polymerase II preinitiation complex assembly; transcription initiation at RNA polymerase II promoter. The coding region runs from base 189 to 2150 and encodes 653 amino acids. The record is from RefSeq and is a predicted model, not a curated record. Gene Ontology annotation, cellular component: SAGA complex; transcription factor TFIID complex; SLIK (SAGA-like) complex. Lineage: Eukaryota; Metazoa; Arthropoda; Insecta; Hymenoptera; Figitidae. The transcript has 9 exons.